AUGUCACUAGCCUCCAGAAGAGAGGCAUUUUGGCUUUGUUUGAUCAACUGGAUGGCCUUUGCAUGUGCUACCUGGAGUCUCGUCACGAAAGACAUGGGUCCGUCUCCACGUUCAAAGCAUGCAGCUUCUUGGGACAAUACACGGCAGAGCUUUUGGAUUUCUGCCGGAAGCGGCGAAGGCCUUCAGCAAGAUCUUUGGACCUUUGAGAUCAAAAGCAAUCAAUGGACACGGAUUUCUGAUACUUCUCAGGGUCCUGGCAGGCGUCAAGAUCACAUUUCCAUUUGGGACCCUGAGGGACAGGCCUUUUGGAUUCAUGGCGGUUACGACGGAAGCGAUUUCCUCAAAGACCUUUGGAAGUAUUCCCUUCAUUCCAUGAGUUGGACUGUUAUGGGAGGAAGCUCAGGCUCCAAUCCUUCUGGUCGGAGCGAGCACGUGGCAGUGUGGGAUAGUGAUGGUGGCAUCCUGUGGAUUCAUGGUGGAUUUGACGGAGCAAAACUGCAUCAGGACCUUUGGAAGUUUGACUCCCGGAUUUUGAGCAGUUGGAUUAGGAUCCCGCAUCUUAAUCCACCAUCUCCACGAGCUCAGCAUGUAGCUGCAUGGGAUUCUACCAAUGUGGCGAUGUGGGUUCAUGGUGGAUAUGAUGGAAGUUUGUGCAGCGACUUAUGGAAGUUUGAUGGCAACACCUACCGCUGGGAUCGGAUCUCAAACAGUGGUCCUUCUGCCAGGGCGUACCAUGCAGCUGCGUGGGACCCCAUGAAUCUGGCGCUUUGGAUUCACGGUGGCUUUGAUGGUGUUGCUCGCCGAGACCUUUGGAGAUUCAGCACCUUGAGCCACACAUGGGACCUCAUGGCAAACGAAGGGCCUUCGCCACGCUACAAUCACGUGGCGGCGUGGGAUGUGAUCAGCAGCUCCUUUUGGGUGCACGGCGGUUACCAUGGAAUAGUGGAGCGAGAUCUUUGGAAGUUUGAUGUUACCUCCACAAGCACAACCAGCAGCAGAUCUUGGACGAGUACUUCCAGUGUCAGCACCAGCACCAGCACAACGACCAUGUCCAGUUCUGUAUCUACAACCACUAAGACUUCCAGUGUCAGCACCAGCACCAGCACAACAACCGUAUCCAGUUCAAUAUCCAAAAGCACAUUCUCCACAACAUCGAGCAUCUCAACUUCUUUCACCAGUACCACCACUACUAUUUCCAGCAGCACAACAGUCUCAGGUACUUUCAGCAGCACAACAAGCACCUCCAAAAGUCUCACUAAAUCUACUUCGACCUCUAUUAGCAUAACUACUAGAACAAGAACAAACACAGUAACAACUUCAAGCAGUGUCUCACGCACAGAAACCCAAACUUUGACUUCGACCAGCACCACCGCCACUUCAGCCACUAGCUCAAGCUCAGUCACAAGUUUGACCACCAGUUCCGUCACCAAGACCACGGCAAGCUCCACAAGCAGCACGUUCACAAGAUCAACCAGUACUAGCAGCACUUUCACCACAACGACUAGUCCUGGAGAUGCCUCCGGCCUCCUCCUUCCCAAAGUGCUUCUCUCAGCACUUGGAGCUGUCGCAGUGCUUGCAGUUUGUAUCCUGUUUGCUUGUUGUGCAUGGAAGCACCGCAGCUUCCAUCAAGCCACCGUCCUACCAGCGCCAGCGCCACCCAAAUAUCCCCACAACACACAAUUGCUUUUUGCACCACUCUCACCUCGACCUUUGCAUUUUGCACCAUCCUUUCCUCGACUUUGCCUACUCUUACCAGAUCUGAGGCAAAGCCAGAUUGGUGCUCCAAGGAUAGACCCUCAAGACUUUACUGUGCCGCUCCCACCAGAUGUGUGCAUCCACAUUUAUACACCAGCCACACGUCCGAGACAAGCCAGACCUCGUUUGCCAAAGAAGCGACAUCGUCGGUCCCUGGCAUUGACCAUGGCACCGCCCUUUUUGACAACUCCCAGCGAUUCAACGGAGAGAAGAUCUUCAACGGUCGUGGAGUCCUUGAGACAUUGUGCUUCCCCACAAUUGCUGAUUGAACGAAUUUUGACAUCAGUGUCGCACCCAUCAAUCGAUGUGACGCUCCCAGACCUGCAAAAAUAUCUCCAGCGAGCGAACAACAGAGGCACAGUGCAAGUAUUGCCCUCAGCAGCACUGACAUUCACUGUCAAACGAUCAACUCCAGCACCAAGUGUUCGGCCAGAAGGAGCAAGCCGCUGCUUGCUGGCAAAGGAUUCUUUCCCACAACGGCACCCCACACUGGCCAUGACCAUGACAGCACCUGUUCUGCAAACUCCAGGCACAAGCUCUAGGGCCAGUGCAACCACCCAGAGGGAACAACCACUGCUAGACUUGCGUCCACAAGCAUUGCAGAGCUACAAGGGUUCUGUACAGACUUGCUCACCACUCACGUUUGUGCGACCGAGUAGACUGGGAAGUCCAGAGACUCCACGGUCGAGGACACCGGAUCCCAAGUCCAGACCGACCGAUCCAACGGAUCCGGAUCCGGAUCCGCCGGGACUCCAUCGCCGGACCGAUCACGUCGGGACCGAAGAGAUUCGUUUUUGUGCUCAGCCAAGGUUUCCCAGAAUUCAAUCUUCAACAUAUUCAACAUCAAGACCAACGCCUCCAAGACCAACCUGCGCCGCUCCAGCCCUUCGGACACCAACUACACCUUUGGUGCUCUUGCCAUGCUCAAAAAGCACAGAGAGGAAGUUGACUUCAAGGGCACUUUCGCGUCGUCGCUAA
Molecule: messenger RNA, 2733 nt
Organism: Durusdinium trenchii
Lineage: Eukaryota; Dinophyceae; Suessiales; Symbiodiniaceae
Source: the annotation of a GenBank genome assembly